AUGUUCUACUCCAACGUGUGGGCCGUGCUCUACAUGGGCGCCGGCGUGCUUGUCACCGGCGAGACCGUGCCCGCCACCCUCUUCACCAUCAGGCACCCCGAGAUCGUGUGGUACAUCUUUCUGUUCGGCGUGUGCUCGGGCCUCGGCCAGUUCUUCAUCUACUACACGCUCCAGCACUUUGGGUCGCUGGUGCUGACGGUGGCGACGACGACGCGCAAGUUCUUCACGAUCUUGGCGUCGGUGCUGUGGUUCGGCCACGCGCUCUCACUCACCAAGUGGUUCGCCGUGGGCCUGGUCUUUGCCGGUCUCUCCAUCGAGAUCCUGGGCAAGUACGUCGACGACUACCUCGCCCGAGCACCAGCAUCGGCCAAGCCCAAGCCCAGCGCCGACAGCAUCAAGAAGGCCAAGACCGCAAAGAAGGCCAAGAAGGUCCAGUAG
Messenger RNA from Acanthamoeba castellanii str. Neff, 438 nucleotides. RefSeq names its product endoplasmic reticulum UDPGlc/UDP-Gal transporter, putative. The transcript is spliced from 3 exons. The coding region runs from base 1 to 438 and encodes 145 amino acids. Lineage: Eukaryota; Discosea; Longamoebia; Acanthamoebidae. Gene Ontology annotation, cellular component: Golgi membrane; endoplasmic reticulum membrane. Gene Ontology annotation, biological process: UDP-galactose transmembrane transport. Gene Ontology annotation, molecular function: UDP-galactose transmembrane transporter activity; UDP-glucose transmembrane transporter activity. The record is from RefSeq and is a predicted model, not a curated record.